CUCCACCCGGGUCGCCCGGCAUCACUCGCGCGGCCUAAGGCAAGAUGGAGGAGUACGCCCGGGAGCCCUGCCCAUGGCGAAUUGUGGAUGACUGCGGUGGGGCCUUUACAAUGGGAACCAUAGGUGGUGGCAUCUUUCAGGCCAUCAAAGGUUUUCGCAAUUCUCCAGUGGGAGUGAAUCACAGACUGCGAGGGAGUCUGACAGCCAUUAAAACCAGAGCUCCACAAUUGGGAGGAAGCUUUGCCGUUUGGGGAGGUCUGUUUUCCAUGAUUGACUGCAGUAUGGUUCAGGUCCGAGGAAAAGAAGACCCGUGGAACUCCAUCACGAGUGGCGCCCUGACAGGAGCCAUCCUAGCAGCGAGAAAUGGACCAGUGGCCAUGGUAGGAUCAGCUGCCAUGGGUGGCAUUCUUCUAGCAUUAAUUGAAGGAGCCGGUAUUUUGUUGACAAGAUUUGCAUCUGCACAGUUUCCCAACGGUCCUCAGUUUGCCGAAGACCCCACCCAGUUACCUUCCACCCAAUUGCCGUCCUCACCGUUUGGAGACUAUCGACAGUACCAGUAGGACUUCUUUCCUGGGGCAUCUGCAGUCACGUGAGCUCUAGGUCAAGAAGGACUUAGAAGACCAAGCCACAGUCUUUUUAAACCUUAGGUGGGACAGCCAUGGCCGAGUAGGCUAUGAAGAGACAUUGAGUACUUUUUCUAUUUAAAGGAACCUGUGAAGUAUUACAUGAUAAUACAUUUAUUUAUUCACACUUGGAUUGCAUUUGUGAUCAAAAUAAAUGUCUCCUAUCAUUGAAAGAGAAUGGAAGUGCUUAGAAGACAAAGGACCAAAAGGCAAGGAGCAGUGAAACGUGCCCAUCCCCUCUGGGAACUUCUCUGCCUGGUCUUGUGUGCUCAAUUAUUCCAUCAAUAAAACGCUCUUGGAACUCA
Ochotona curzoniae (black-lipped pika) is the source of this 928-nucleotide messenger RNA. RefSeq names its product translocase of inner mitochondrial membrane 17A (gene TIMM17A). Gene Ontology annotation, molecular function: transmembrane protein transporter activity. NCBI's taxonomy places the organism in Eukaryota, Metazoa, Chordata, Mammalia, Lagomorpha, Ochotonidae. Gene Ontology annotation, cellular component: mitochondrial inner membrane; TIM23 mitochondrial import inner membrane translocase complex. The record is from RefSeq and is a predicted model, not a curated record. The transcript has 6 exons. Bases 45 to 560 code for a protein of 171 amino acids. Gene Ontology annotation, biological process: protein import into mitochondrial matrix.